AUGGGGGAGGCGCCGUCGAGCAGUGGCGCUGUGUGCCACGAGAUGACGGCAUCCUUCUCCUUCCACGAGGUAGAGAGGCGGCGGGACAGCGCUAUACAUUCCGCCGUGGUGGAAUCACUGGCAAAGUGGAGCUUCUUUCCGUACCCCGCGUGUACGCCUAGGCAGCUGCAGCAGGUAGACCUCUUUCUCGUGGCGUGCAGCAUGGAUGCCACCGUGCCAGAAACAACACCACAAGACAGUGUUGCUACAAGAAUGGUGGGAGUUGUGGGGGUGGUCUGGGUACCCCUCGCCCCUGGUGCGCUGGUGGAGGGAUACCUGCAGGUUGUGCUGGUGCAACCGAGGUAUCGCAGGCACCGUAUCGCGCAUCAGUUGCUUGGGCGGGCAUUGAGACUGGUGGAGGGUGGUGAUUCACGCAGAGUGAUUGCGAGGUGGCGGCUGCACACAAUGGGGCCGUCAUCGAGCACCAGCGACUACCUGCGUCGUAUUACCGGUACCGAUACGUCAUCUUCCUCUGUGGCGGAAAAGGCAUCAUCGUCAUCAUCAUCAUCAUCAUCAUCAACGAUAAGAACAAUAAAGGGAGUGGAAAUAGGAAAGGGGCUGUCAGCUUCUGACGGAGAGGAAGCGAACCAUAUGCAGGUAGAAGAGGCAGAGCGGCUGGUGGCUGCAGUUCCGCGCAUUUACGAGUCUCUUGGGUUCAUCAUUAGGCGGAAUGUGUACGCGUACUAUGGCAAGUGUGCGGAGGCUCUUGAGAUGGUGAAGCUUGUGCAGGGCGCAAGGAAGCGGCGGUGA
Molecule: messenger RNA, 789 nt
Organism: Trypanosoma grayi
Lineage: Eukaryota; Euglenozoa; Kinetoplastea; Trypanosomatida; Trypanosomatidae
Exons: 1
Coding region: 1-789 (262 amino acids)
Source: RefSeq, a predicted model, not a curated record